Molecule: messenger RNA, 1542 nt
Organism: Diospyros lotus (date-plum)
Lineage: Eukaryota; Viridiplantae; Streptophyta; Magnoliopsida; Ericales; Ebenaceae
Product: dof zinc finger protein DOF1.7-like
Exons: 2
Coding region: 705-1319 (204 amino acids)
Biological process (GO): regulation of DNA-templated transcription
Molecular function (GO): DNA binding; DNA-binding transcription factor activity
Source: RefSeq, a predicted model, not a curated record
GUCUGUGGGGGCAGAUUCCUACUAAAAUCCCACUGCAGCCAACAACAAAGAAUUUAACUAUCCUUAUUAUAAUCUUCCCUAAUAAAUCUCUCUCUCUCUCUCUCUGAUUAUCAAAUUCCAGCUCUGAGCGGCUGUCCUGUCUCCAUCAGCUUAGCCAACUCCAAAUUCCCAGGCAUAUAUAUAUGCAAACAUAUGAGAGAGAGAGAGAGAGAGAGAGAGAGAGACAGAGGGGUCUUCUUCUUGUGAAUGAAGUCUUCUGGUGUUCUUCAGUUCUGCUUGCACACAGUCACAGAGACAUAGAUCUGGAUGCUGGGUGGUUCCCAAUUGAAAGAAAGAUUGGGCCCUUUAUUAUUUGUUGCUUGCUGCAGAUUCAUUCAUCCGUGAGUGUUGAAGCCAGAAGCUAGCUGCUGCUCUCAAAGCUCCCAACCCACCCGGUUCCUUCUCUUUCUGCGAUCUGCUUCUCUCCGGCUCCGUAAGCCUCGGACCUGAUUUCUUGUUAAGCUUCGUUCGACCUUCCAUCUUGUUGAUCUGUCUCUGUCAAACCCAUCUCCGAUUUCGUCAAAAGUAUCCUGACCCUACCUUUGUCUUCUUCUCCGAUCUGUCUUCCCGGAACCCCGUCGCCGUUCGGCCCAUGAGCUUGACGGAAUCUCGGCGCUGAAACAUACCCAGGUCGCCAAAUCACCGGAAACGCCUCCCAGAGUGAAAUGCAAAUGCAAGACCCGUCGACGUAUCAGCCCCAAUUCCCGGAGCACGAGCAGCUGAGGUGCCCGCGCUGCAACUCGACCAACACCAAGUUCUGUUACUACAACAACUACAACCUCUCGCAGCCGCGCCACUUCUGCAAGAACUGCCGCCGCUACUGGACCAAAGGCGGCGCGCUCCGCAACAUUCCGGUCGGCGGCGGCACCCGCAAGGCCAACAAGCGCUCGUCCAGCGGCAGGCGCGCCUCAUCGUCAUCCUCUCCUUCCUCGUCGCAGCCUCUCCCGAAAUCGGAAACCUCCUCGGCCCCGUACAGUUUUCCGGCCGCGUCGCUGGACAUGGGCGGCGGCGGGUUCGGCUCGCUUCUGGCGGCGAAUAUGCAGAUUGGGGGCUUGAAUCCGCACGGGUCGGGUUUGCAAUUGGGCGACUUCCGAGAAAAACCCGAUUCGAAUUCGGAGCCGGGCGGCAUCCAUAACCAGACGGUGGAGUUGCAGAGCGGCGCCGGUAACUCGGAGAAUUUUCUGGGUGUUGAUAAUGGGGGAGAAUCCGGCUGUUGGGGCGGCGACAAUGGCUGGCCAGAGCUUGCCAUUUUCACGCCGGGUCACCCUUUCAGUAGCUAAAAUUACAGUCUUUUCACACGAAAAAGAGAGAGAGAGAGAGAGAGAGAGAUGAUUUGCUUUGCUUUGAUUUUGUUUCUUCCUGAAGAGUAAUGGUAUGGUAGUAGUGUUGAUUGUGAGAAUUCUGAUAAAUUCUCCGCGUAUAUAUACAUAUAUAUAUAUAUGUAGCAGCAUCUUCAUCUUCAUCCUCUUGAUGUGGCAGUAGCAAUUUGGUUGGCUUAGAUGA